AAUUUCGCCACCACUGGCACUGACCACAAUGCCAGCUGCUUCUCAACUCAGCCCGUGCAUGCAGGCUCGCCUCAUGAUCAGACGACAAGUGCGGUGAUUCCUGCAGAAUUAGAUCUCUCUUUCUACUACCUUCCGCAAAGUUGUGUUGGUAAGCAUGUUCGGGCUUAUGUGUAUACCCGAAGUGCCAACCCUAACCGCUGCGUCCGUGGCACUGGAGUAUGCAAGAUGCGCUAUAGCUUUCUCACCGGCAUCUUCUACGACCACCGUCAUUCUGCAGUCCUUGCCUAUUGGUUCUCACGUCGUAUCGGUUUUCUGGUGUAUACGUUCACCAAGGUGGCCAGCACCCACGGCAUCGAGGUAUUAUUCACUGCUUCCCUUCAAAAUGAUCUGGAGAUGAUGAUUAGACCUGGUAAAACCAAGCUUGUCUGGGUUGAGACACUGUCAAACGCAACCCUCGGUCUUGUGGAACUUCAAAAGGCUGCCUCCAUUGCCCACUCCCAUGGGCUUUCUCUAGUUGUCGACAACACUUUUUGCUGUCUCUACGUUCAAAGUCCACUUUCACAUGGUGCUGAUAUUGUUGUUCAUUCGGCCACCAAAUGCAUCAACGGACAAUCGAAACAGAACGCGAUUGGAGCUGUCCCAUCUGCGUUCGACUGCUGGCAGGCACACUGCGGCUUGGAGACUCUCCAUCUUCGAUCUCAAGCCGCUACUAAGAGUGCUACCGCCAUUGCCUUUGCGCUAGAGACCUCUGAGAACAUCAUUUCCGUUCGAUACCCAGGUAUCGACUUCUACCCCAGCGGAAUAUUGCAAUGA
This is a messenger RNA of Penicillium argentinense, 813 nucleotides long. RefSeq names its product cystathionine gamma-lyase. Gene Ontology annotation, cellular component: cytoplasm. The record is from RefSeq and is a predicted model, not a curated record. Gene Ontology annotation, molecular function: cystathionine gamma-lyase activity; pyridoxal phosphate binding. Gene Ontology annotation, biological process: transsulfuration. The transcript is spliced from 5 exons. Lineage: Eukaryota; Fungi; Ascomycota; Eurotiomycetes; Eurotiales; Aspergillaceae. The annotation marks the transcript as partial.